UCGGAUCAGUAUCUAUUUUUCCCCCCCUAUUUCUAAGUAGUAAAAAUUUCUAUAAAAAAAUGUCCCAGCUAAAUUCUAGAAUCCUAGACUCGGCUAGAAGUGUUAUACCUACAUUAAGAAAUUGGUCGAAAAGAUUGUUCGCCAAUGGCGUACCGGAAAGGGUUCCUAUACCGGAAAUGGUUGAGAAACCUCGCAUUGCCAGUGAAUCCCGGGCUAGGCACACCGCGCGAUCACCUUUCGCCAUGUCUCCGAAUCUUUCUGAGGAUGCGAACAAACUGGAGGAUCGUCCACUGCCUCAGCAUGACCCAAUGAAUUUGAUGCCACCGUGGCGCAAGGUAUCGCCUAUGAAUUUAAUAAUUCAGAAGGCUAUUUUAAAUUCGAAGGAAAAGCUGUUUAACUUGGAAAAGGAUUUGGAAAGUACGGACUGCCGCGACACGGACAGGGACAAUACUACACAACGGUUGUGCUGCUUGAUGGCCGAUCACCACAGACUAGAACAGGCUACACAGGACUAUCAGGAUCGGCAAAGGGACUAUAACGAAACAAAACUUAACAUCCACAAUGACAGACCAAGGACGAGGACACAUACGGACGGAGGACGGACAUCAAAACGUGCCUGGGCCAGAGAUCUGGGUCCGCCAGAGGAUCCAAAUUGGCCAGGUUAUACGGAAAAGAUUAGCUCCGAAUCCGCAACGUAUCUUGUCAAUAGCAUGAUCCAGAAUAUGUCACCAAACUUUAGAAAUAUAAAAAACUGGCCCAAGUAUGCUCAACCAAAACGGGAGCCACAGCGUCAUCAGAAACCUGAUGACGCCUCCACAAAAACCAAACCACCGAUUCUGCCUACCCGGAAGCAGAGUAUUUUGAAUAUAAUGCGACCGGAUAUCGGUGAUGCGGCUGCAACUAAGUAUCGUGUUAAUGUCGUUCGAUCCGAUAUUCCUCCGCUAACAUCCCAGCCAAGUCAAACUGCAUUAAAUCUGCACAAAGCCCAGACUUUACAACUCAAUGCUAUGGACCAGCCACGGCGAUACAAUUUCAAGACUCAAUUUUAUAAGCGUAGGUAAAAACCGAGUUGCGACAGAGAGCAACAUUUCAUCGUCUGAACCGAAAUUUUGGGACUUCUGGAAGAAAUUUUAUUUGGAACUACACACUAUCCCCUGAUUUUCAACAAACCAAACGAAUCUCAACUGGACCUCAUCGCAGAGCGCGGAUCGCCAAACAAUCGAUGGCUUGCAUUCGAGGAAGAAAAAGAUUUUUUAAAGGCUGACAAUCAUCGAACUCUUACAACUCUUUUGAUUAUCCUGAUAUCUUUAAAAAAAAU
Molecule: messenger RNA, 1318 nt
Organism: Drosophila serrata
Lineage: Eukaryota; Metazoa; Arthropoda; Insecta; Diptera; Drosophilidae
Source: RefSeq, a predicted model, not a curated record